Molecule: messenger RNA, 11148 nt
Organism: Anthonomus grandis grandis
Lineage: Eukaryota; Metazoa; Arthropoda; Insecta; Coleoptera; Curculionidae
Gene: kcc
Product: solute carrier family 12 member 6
Exons: 16
Coding region: 306-3638 (1110 amino acids)
Biological process (GO): potassium ion import across plasma membrane; potassium ion homeostasis; cell volume homeostasis
Cellular component (GO): membrane
Molecular function (GO): potassium:chloride symporter activity
Source: RefSeq, a predicted model, not a curated record
UUUUCUUGUUAAAUGUACAACGUAUAUAUAUAUUCAUUCUAUUAACUUCGAGUUUGUCUGCUGAUAUAAAAUAGAUGUCUCUGCCGUGAACGUUCAACAUUUAGUUAUAAAAAUAGCAUUCGGUUUACAAGUUUUCUAUAAACUGUACAUACGGUAGGUCACUGUUUUCAGCCGGUAUAUGAAAGUAAUUCCAGUUAAUGUUGACAUUUUUUUAAAAGUGCGCGCCGCUGUUUAACUGAUAAUAUGUUUUAUAGUGUUUUAAAUAAUACGAAUAACUUAUAGAGUCAAAAUAAUAUUUCUUUAAAAUGCCUGAAAGAUUUAAAGUAUCUCGUGCCGAAGAUCCAAAUAACUAUAAUAGUUUUAGUGAUAAUACUCGAGAUGAGGGAAAUAGUUAUAAUAGUUACAGUAGUGGAAGAACUGAGGACCAAAGGAUAAAACAAAAGCUCUUACCAGAUCCCAGUCCAGAUAACCAUCGAGCAGACAUAAUAUCUACAAAUGAAAUUCAAGGACACGAUGAACCGUUUGACCUUUACUAUGACACAGAAGAUGAACACGAACGCCCCAGGAUCACAACCUUUGUACAAUCCCUGGCAAAUUAUUCGAAUACCAUUCCUCCUAUUAGCAGUGAUCCAGAUGCUCCACCUCAACCUGCUAAGAGUGCUCAAAUGGGAACACUCAUUGGAGUAUAUCUGCCUUGUAUUCAGAAUAUUUUUGGUGUUAUUCUAUUUAUUCGUUUAACGUGGGUGGUGGGUACUGCCGGAGCAAUAUUCGGUUUUAUGAUAGUAUUGACAUGUUGCUGCGUAACUAUGUUGACAGCAAUUUCUAUGUCUGCCAUCGCUACAAAUGGAGUCGUUCCGGCAGGAGGAAGCUACUUUAUGAUAUCGCGAUCCAUAGGUCCGGAAUUCGGAGGUGCUGUAGGGAUGUUGUUUUAUACUGGCACCACCUUAGCGGCAUCUAUGUAUAUUGUGGGCGCUGUGGAAAUAGUUUUGGUCUAUAUGGCACCAAGCGCAACCCUGUUGGGCAGUAUAUCGGAUGACGAAGUCAAGUUUAAUAAUUUUAGAAUUUAUGGAACCUGUCUACUUCUCGUCAUGGGCACAAUUGUAUUUGUGGGAGUAAAAUUUGUCAACAAGUUUGCAGCCGUUGCUCUGGCUUGUGUACUACUCUCAAUCGUGGCUGUUUACGUUGGUAUUUUCAUGAAUUUCCACGGAAACGAUAAAUUACAGCUAUGCGUAUUGGGUAGAAGAGUUCUCAAGCUGGAUUCAAUAAGUGAAUGCCAUAAAUUUCCCAACGGUACCUUAUAUAACGACUUUUGCCGUAAUGGCACAUGCGAUAGUUAUUGGAAAAAUGAGAACCUUACUAUUGAGAGAGGCAUUAAAGGAUUGGCUUCAGGUGUAUUCUUUGAAAAUAUUCAUCAUAGUUUUCUGGAACAAGGACAAUUUAUUGCCAAAGGAAACAAGCCCGUGGAUGUAGAAAAUGUAGGAACAAAUAAUUAUGCCCAAAUAAUAAAUGAUAUCACGACAAGUUUUACGAUUUUAAUUGGAAUAUUCUUUCCAUCGGUCACUGGAAUUAUGGCGGGGUCUAAUCGUUCUGGAGACCUGAAAGAUGCUCAAAAAUCUAUUCCUAUUGGUACAAUAUGUGCUAUUCUGACAACGUCAACAGUUUACCUUAGUUCAGUGUUGCUAUUUGCUGGUACUGUUGAUAACCUCCUUCUUAGGGACAAGUUUGGAAGUUCUAUUGGAGGAAAAUUGGUAGUAGCAAAUAUUGCAUGGCCGAAUCAGUGGGUUAUAUUAAUUGGAUCGUUUCUUUCUACCUUGGGUGCCGGUUUGCAAUCACUUACAGGAGCUCCUAGAUUACUUCAAGCUAUUGCUAAAGAUGAAAUUAUUCCUUUUCUUAGGCCCUUUGCAGUUUCCUCCUCUCGUGGUGAACCUACGAGAGCUUUAAUUCUAACUUUGUUGAUAUGCGAAUGCGGUAUCUUAUUAGGAAACGUUGACAUCCUUGCGCCGUUACUCUCUAUGUUCUUUCUUAUGUGUUAUGGCUUUGUUAAUUUAGCUUGCGCCUUGCAAACAUUACUUAGAACACCUAACUGGAGACCGAGAUUCAAAUACUACCACUGGGUAUUAUCAUUUUUGGGACUCUCUCUCUGCAUUGCAGUUAUGUUUAUGACUUCUUGGUAUCUGGCCCUACUUGCUAUGGGUAUGGCUGGUAUUAUUUAUAAAUAUAUUGAAUAUCGAGGAGCUGAGAAAGAAUGGGGUGAUGGUAUUAGAGGGCUAGCCUUAUCAGCAGCCCGAUAUUCUUUACUUCGACUAGAGGAAGGACCCCCACAUACCAAGAAUUGGCGCCCACAAAUUUUAUUGCUGGUUAAAUUAACCCCGGACCUUGAGCUCGAACAUCGAAAAUAUAUUUCUUUAAUCUCACAGUUAAAGGCUGGUCGAGGUUUGACAAUAUGUGCCUCAGUUAUCCGAGGCGAACUGCCAGACAAGGUUUCUGAAGCUCUAAAGGCUAAACAAACAUUAAAGGGAGUGAUGGAUAAAGACCGAGUAAAAGGCUUUGCCGAAAUUUUAGUUGCGAAGCAUGUAUCGGAAGGGCUUUGUAAUUUAGUUCAAACUGCGGGUCUAGGUGGCUUAAAGCCAAAUACAGUCAUCCUAAGUUGGCCUUAUUUUUGGAGGGAGGACACCGAGGAAGAGCAAGCAUUUGAAAAUACUGUCCGUACUUUAACUGCGGCCAAAAUGGCGUUACUGAUACCAAGGGGUAUAGAUUUCUUUCCAGAUAAUACACAGAAGGUUAAUGGAAAUAUUGAUAUUUGGUGGAUAGUUCAUGAUGGAGGACUGUUAAUGUUAAUACCAUUCUUACUAAAGCAACAUCGUACUUGGAAAAAUUGCAAAUUGCGUAUUUUUACUGUAGCUCAAUUUAAUGACAAUAAUAUCCAGAUGAAAAAAGAUUUAAAGAAGUUUCUAUAUCAGCUAAGGAUAGAAGCAGAAGUGGAGGUAGUAGAAAUGUCCGACAAGGAUAUCUCUGCCUAUGCAAAUGAGAGAACUCUACUAAUGGAACAGCGUACUCAAAUGUUGCGAGAAUUACAUCUUAAUAAAAAGGAAUCAAUGGGAAUGACGCUUACGAAUGGAGGAGUACAAGAAAAUAUAUCUCUGGUACAAUCCGUAGUAGAUCAGCAUCAUUCAAUUGAAAAAACUCCAUCAAAAGUCAGGUUUGAAGAGGCGCCCAAAUCCGUUAGCAAUAAUACAGACAACAAGAAAGAUAAUGAUUUGGAAGAAAAUCGCAGAGAGCCUUCAAAUGAGCCAAACGCUAAUGAAGAUUGUGAGAACAAUAUUAAUGAAAAAGAGGAUGGAGCCUCAGAGAAAGAGAGCCUCAAGGAACAUGGCGAUGAAUUUUCAAAGGAUCUUAGCUUUUCUUUAGAGGCUGACACACUUCGCCGUUUACAUACAGCUAUGAGGCUAAAUGAAACAAUUCGAUCUAUGUCGAAGGAUUCACAGCUUGUGAUUUUGAAUUUGCCCUCCCCUCCAAAAAAUCCUAUACCAGGAAGACAAACUUACUAUCUAGACUUUUUGGAGGUCCUUUCUGAGGGAAUGGAGAAAGUAUUAAUGGUGAGAGGAGGUGGUCAGGAAGUAAUCACUAUAUAUUCAUAAUCUAAUUUCGGGGGCUCAUCAGCUAUGCUGGUGAUAGUAGCCAAAACGCUGAUAUUGAAAAUUAAAUAAGCAAAAAGGCAGACUUAAUGUUAGUUUUUCGAGGGUUCUCAGUUAUAGUUUUCCUUAUAAGAAUAAAAUUGUUUUGUUAUAUAACAAAUUUUCAGGAAAUAAACGCCCUUAACAAAAGCCAUAAUAUACAACGACAAAAGAAAUAUGCCUUGUUCUGGCAUUCGAAUCAGAAAUACGUUUUCGCACAAUUAGGCUAACAUUUAAAUAUUUUAUUGAAAUUUAACAAGCCGCGGAUAAUGCAAAUUUUUAACAGCAAAAAUUUCCCACAGUGUAUAUUGUAAUUAUCGGAAGCAUUUGUACAAGCAUCCAAAUUUGGGAUAUUUUGUAUGAAACCAUGCGGGCGAGUUUAUCUUUAUAUUUCGAUAAAAGAGCACCGUAUCGGAGGCGGAAGGGGUAAAUAUGGAAGGAUUUAAAACCUUAUCUAAUUCGAUAUUCAAUACAUUGUAUUGUAUAAUAAACUUUUCCUUUAAUUAAAUCUAAUCUAAGAAAUCGUUUUGAAAACGCGCGCUAGUUUCAACAUCUUUUAAAUUCGAUUCAUGUCAAAAUUGUAAUAUUUUCAAAUAUUAUUAAUACAAACUUCACCUAGAAUAUCUUUGCCUAAGACAUGAAUUUUUACCAAUCUGCUAAGCAAUCAAUGCUGAAAAUUUCUGUUGUUACAUGGGAUUAUUAUUUAUAUGUGAGGGAAAUAUCUGCUAUAGUACUACCAAUUUUCUACGGCCAAUAAUUUUAUAUGUAUGCUGCUAUCACAAGAAAGAAUCAGGAUUCUAGCAAAUUAGAAGUUUUAAGUAAGAUACAUAUAAAAUAAAAUAGCAUCCUGUACGUUAGUCAUAAUUAUAUACGGUUGGCAAAAUAAUUUAACAGAAUGCAGCGAUGUAUUGAUAGCAAAGUUUUCUCUGUCGAACCUUUACAUACACAUCUCAUUUUUUUUGCAUGGGAUUGCAGACUAUAAAAUAUUUUUGCCAGCGGUACAUACAGCCUUUUGUAGACUUAAACUCUUAUUUUAUGACAGCAGUAUACUGAAUUUCAGAUAGCAAGACAUUAAAAUCAGAGAAUGACUUGAUGCGAAUAUUUAUUUUUUAUAUCAACUCUAAAAAAUAGGCCUAAUAUUUCUUAUUGCCGCUAGCUUUUUUUCUGACAUUUUCAAAGUCUGAGAACCCAAUUUACAGUAUUUUUAAAGUAUGUAUUAGGGAAUUACUAAAAGGAAUAGUGAUUUAUUUUAACCAAAGAGAUUAAUAUUCUUCUUUAAAAUAAUACUAGAUCGUAAUGAGAAAUUAAACUGUUAGAUUUAUUUACAUUUAUCGUACAAUCUGGACUUAAGCGUGAUUGUUAGUGUGUCCUUACGUAACUAUUUUUUUAAAUCAAAAUAAUCUAACUAUAUUAUAAAAACUGCUCAGUUUUCUACAAUUAAUACCGGCCAGAAGUAGUGAGUCAAUAACAAUGAUUGUGAUGCUCAUAUCUAGCUGAAUAAAUAUUUCGAGCGAUCAACUUAAAUCGUUGGUAAAUUACAUUUAGCUCACUACGUUAAUUAAAGCAAGUAUUUAUUAUUCUACAGUAUGCAUACAUAAAAACACAAUAUAGCUAAUAUUAACUAUUAUUAACAAUUAUCUUACAGCAGGCUAUAAAAUUUUUUUUAAAUUUUUUUCCAAGAUUUUAGGGAUAAGUAUAUAAAAAUCAUGGCUGUGUUUGAUUUUCACAUUUUAUUUUUUAUUCCUCUUAAACUGGAAGAUUUUAGUUAAUCUCGUACUUUUUUACAACAACUUUGACAAGUUUUCUUUGAUAAUUGACAGAUAAAGUUUAAAUAAUUUAGUUAGUUACAUGCUUCUUAAAUUUAAUAAUUUUGUUAAUGACCGAAUUUUAUAAAAUAAAUCAAAACCCUUGUCUACUUAAUUUAUAUAAAUAAUACUAAUACAUUUUUUUAAGCGAAGAUAAUACUUACAGGGUUAAAUGGAAAAAAUAAAUAUAAUUAACAAAUAAAGUUCAUAUAAAUAUUUAUGAAUAAAGCGUUUGCGAAUAUUUAUAGACACUUUCUUCAUUUUGUUGUCUAAAGCCGCGUAUCCACCUGACAAACGGAACGUUUAGAAACAUUUGCAAUCGUUUACAAACACGAUGUUUAUCCGGUGGAUACGUCGGUCACUCACAUUUGCAGGCGUUUGUCACUGUUCCGCGAAAAGUCGGUAACUUCAAAGGAUUUGACUUGUUUGUGGAUUUCUGCCUGAUUUCAGUGGAGACGCAAUAUUUUACGUUUGUAGAUAAAUAGAUAUUUACAUAGCUCGCUAAUGCUUUCAUGAUGGCGGCACAUACUUCAGGAAUUAUUCUAGAAAUGAGCUGCUUCGAAACUCUGAAGAGGUACAUAAGACUGGCAUAGGAAUCUCCUGUCGCUAGAAAGCGAAGUAUGAUGGCCAGUCUAAUUUCGGCAGAGACGCACUUUCGAUAGUUCGUGUCAAUUUUAGAUAUUUCUGGAGAAAUUCUUGAGAGCAGAAAAUCAAAAUCUCUUGGCGAAACUCGAGUAAAAUUUUCGAAUAAGCUACUCCUGUCAGUUUUGAUAUCAGAAAUCAGCUGCAUAGAAACUCUAGUUUUUAAAAAAUGAGACACCCAAAAUCUAUGUUUCCUGCUUUUUUUCUUCUUUUCUUUUUCUAUUAGUGCACAAAAUACUAAUGCAGCACAGGCGGCAAGUUUUUUUCUACUUAACGGGGCCAUUUUUACAAUUUUUCUAUUCUCGGUUUUCGUCAAAAUAAAAAAAGACCUGGAUACGCGACAAACGCUUUCAAAACUGCUUUGUGAACAAUUUCAAACAACAUGUGCUGAUCGGUGGGUACUUCGUUUUGCAAGCGUUUAUCAAUAUUAGCAAACGUUUACAAAUAUUGCUACAAAUGUUAAUGCCAGUGGAUACGCGGCUUAAGAAACUCGCCGAUGAAGUUUGAGAGGAUUUACUUAUAUGUGAAUUUAAGUUCUAAGAGCAUAAGCUUAGCAUUUUAAUACGUAUAUAAAAAGAUUUUAUAAUUCAUUUUUAUGUUUGAAUGCCAACAAAAUUUUUGAAAUGUAGAAGCAUGUUAAGUAAUUUAAUUUAUUCACUGUAACCCAAGAUUAAACCCAGAGAGUAAUUAAUGAAAAAAGUUAUCAAAGUAGAUAAUGUAUGCCAUUUUAAAUAAAAUAUGACUGGUUUAGAAGACCGACUGAAAUGAAGAUCGGAAUUUUUGUUAUAUUUUUGUGAAUUAUUAACAACAUUAGAAUAAAAACCAUGCCAAGUUUCAUGUAAAUUCUAUAAGUUUGAUACUCUGUAUUUGCUAAACAAGUCACAUUACUUAUAAAAUAUCGACUUAAAUUGUAUAGAGACAACCAGUUAUCCAAAAAUAUAUAUAUAAAUAUACACGCCGAGCAAUUUGCAAUUUUCUCCCUGCAUUAACAUGUAACAGAAAUUCAUAGGCAAAGGGUUAACUUAAAAAGAGAACGAUCAUGCUUCAGCGAUUCCUCACUUGCGGUUGCCGCUAAGAGCUGAAAUGCAAUACGCCGCACCUCUCGGUCAUCUCUACGUUCAAUUUAACAUUAUUCAACUCUACGUUAUUAUAAAAGUCAGAGAUCAGUUUUAGUUGGUUACCCUUAAAAUUCUCUGUGUAAUGACAGUUUUCAAAAAAAAAACAUAAGUGAAGAUUACAUAGUUAAGCAUUGUUGUAAUGAAUUCUCAAAUAACAGUUUGUUGUAUGGCUGCUGUUACCAGAACUAUAAACAGGUGCAAAAAACCGUUUUUUCAAACAUAUUCACUCAUGUACAUGUAAAGUAUUGACCAGUAUUAUAAUAAGCUACCGCUGAACUUAAGACUCUAGGUAAUUUGAACAAAAUAAUCAUUAUUGCUUUACCGCCAAAAAUAAUUAGCUAAAUCAGUUUAUUUAACUAAAACAAAAAAUAUAUGUGGAAAAUAAAUCUUAAUUCGCAAGGAAUAAUUUUCGGAGUUUUUAACUAACAGUAAAAUACUUCAGUAAUAUUAACGUACAGUUAUUGUUUAAUAUUAUAUUUAGUACAAAAAAACAUUAAAUGAAUAUAUUAGGCACAGUUUACCUAUAGCUGUCAUAUGUUAAAUUAAAAAUGCAAAUGUCGUUGAACUAUCAACCAUUGCUUCCAGCGCAGAAACAAUUUGACAAAAAAAUCUUAGCAAAGUACAAUGUAAGUAAACUUGGAAGGUUGUAAUAAUUUUUCUUUAAUUAAAAAGUAUUAAACAUAAACGUAUGUUUUUUUGUAUUUAAAGCAAUUGUUUAAUGUUUAUUGUUUCUUGCAAGCAAAGCGCUUUUAUGUAGACAAUUGACAAUUGGCCCAAGGGCCGAAAGCGAUUUGCCUACAUUGAACAAUAUAUCAAUUGCUCUAAAUGCAAAAAAUCAUCUUUCAUUUCUAAACUUCCAAGAGCAAUACAGUCACCUUCCUUCUUCUAAUUAGUUCCAAUAAAAAUUAUCCGCCUUACAUAAAGCAUAUUAUAAAUAAAGUUACAACAUAUACAAAUAUAAAUACUAAAAAUAUACACAAUGACGUUUUACUAUAGACUUAGAAAACUUAUACUUUUGUACUGGUAAAAUGUUCAGUUAUUUUAUUAGUUUUACGGCUAUUUUACCAGGCUUUAAUUAAGUGCUGCACCGACGUUAAAGCAAUAAAGUCAAUUACACCGUAACAACAAUUUAACAUGAUUUAAUACUAUGAUAUUUAUUUUAAUUAGCAGAACCAGUGAUGACAAGCUUAGUUAAAAAAUAAAUAAAUCAAUAAAGUAACUCUUUUAGGUUUAUUCUUACAUAAAAUUUUUAAAGUUGUAACCCAGAGGAAAAAGAUAAAAAGCGAUAACUAUGUUAGCUACAAACCUAUAAAUAUUCUUCAUUUAACUUUCAGUAUUUUUCUGAAAAGUUCAAAUAAAUGUAUACCCUAAAAGUUUACAACUUACAUCAGAUUUAUAUAUAAGAGAUGUCUUUAAGGUAGCGGUCAGUCUGAUACAAAAACUACUUUCUCUGGUUCUUGAGAUGUGUUACACACAUAUACCUAGAAUGUUCUAUAUUUUAUUUUAUAUGUAUAUGGUUUCACGCUAUCUUUUGGCAACAAAAGAUUCGAACGUAUAGGGGGUCGAGAAUGCCAAUUGAGCUACAUAAUGGGGCUAGUUUAGCUGGUCAAACUACGGGUGAGCUGAUAUGAUUCGCAUAUAAUAGGGCUUGAGAUAACAUUAUUAAACACAGACAAUGGGUCUGCAGCGAUUAUUAAUCGGAUGACAUUUAUUCUUGCAAUAGCUAAUUUUUAAUAGCUUUUUUGUAUUUUCAAUAUUAUUUAUAACAGCCUAUGAUGAUUAGAAUAACUUUUUUUAAUAUCAGUUAUUUUUCAUUUUUUUUUCAUUUGCCACCUUGAACCCUAAACACUUGCAGUUACUAUAACGCGUAUAAAUGCGAACGUACAUGUAUUUGCUCUAUCUAAAAAUAAUAAAUCUAAAUUUCUUUUAGUCCAGAUACCGCUAGCUGUGUCGGGACGCAAAUAUAACAUUUGCUGUUGCAAAAGUUUUUGCGAAUUGUUUCAAGUUUAAUGAACGAUUUGAUUUUCUGUUUUUUAGUCGAUCACUUUUUUUUACUGAAUGUACGUGAAAAUGCUUUACGUUUGAAAUAUGAGCCUAGGCUUUUGUUUGCUAUUCCAGUUAGACCAAGCAAAAGCAUUUCUUUGCUUAUAUUCGUUCGCCGUAUGGGCACGCGCCUUAUUUGACUUUUUUGUGUAUUGUUACUCUUAAAUGUACAAUGCUUCAUUUUAAAAUCAAACUCGGCUGUUUUAUUCAAAAGUAGUAAACGAAAUAUGAAACAUGCUCUCAUGUUACUGCUUUCGGUAUAUAUUUGGACCAAUUAUUAUUUUAAAAAGAAAAAUUUUUAACUGGAAAAAUGAGCCUUCAAGUAAUAUUAAUAUUUAUUCUCUUAUUUUUUCAAUUUAAAAGGAAUUUAUUAUAAUCUACAUUAUUUUAAAAUUAACACUCUUCUACCAUUUUCUUUAAUAUUAUAAAUAAAACCUAAAAUAGAUACCGUGUUUUCAUUUCAAAAAGAACCACUCAGAAAAGAGGUCUUCCUCAUUUGCAUUUAAUAAAGUUCUAUCAAUUACCUUUUAGCCUCUAACUAACCUUACUUUGAUAUAUCAAAUGGGAACCUCCAUCGGGUAAUGUCUAUUAAGAGAGUUAUUAUAGGUGGUUCGAUUUUAAAUGAAAGCACUGUAUAAUCGAUAAUUAUCAUUAUCGAAUAUAUAGCGUAGAUUAUCGAAUUUUAUCAUAAUGGCGAGUUAUUAGGCGAAUUACUCGUGCCAUAUUACCACUACAGAAAAACUGCGGUUAUUGUUUUUUUUUAUUAUAUGCAAAUCAAAACAAAUAAUAUUAGAUACUACAUAGUUAUAUACACAAUUCUUAAUGUUAUUUAGCGGUAUUGCUGAGCUACUAUUAUUGACAAGUUGAGUCCCUUAAUAAUAGAACUAAACUAUACAUUUCAUUUCGCGGAUCCAGAAAUAACUUUUUCUAAAGAUUACUUAUUCUUCUAUAAUUAGGAUAGGCAUUCAUAUGAUUUAUUGACCUACUAAUAUAAUAAGGAUGCUACUGUACAUUUUUUACAAUAAAGUCAUCAGUCAGAGUCUAGAGCAGUUCCCAUAAAUCCUUUAAAUUUUUAAUUAAGAACCCUUAUAUAUACAUAUAACCAAAAAAUGCAUGCUAAAAUUUUAGAGCAAUAUCCUACACCUCAACUACUAUUGUCUUAAAUAAAUGUAAGGUGAAGUUAAGUUAAGGAACGGAUUAUCGUGUACCUACUUUUAAACACCAUUAAAUUCUAUUCGAGCAAUACUAACUUAAUUGUACUUAACUAUUGUGUAACUAUAAUAGUCAAAUUAUAGGGUGAUAGAAUGAGUAAGAAAAUUAAUAUGUACUACAAUCUCUUGAGAGCAUUUUAAGUAAAUGUUUUUUAUGUUAUAGAAAUUUUUUUCUGACGGAGGGUGUUUCCAAAAGCGCGACAUUCCAUACAUACCAAAAGCAUUUAAGCCAUUUUAUAUAGUGAUAUGAAAUAUAUAAUUAUUUACAUAGACAAUGUUGCAUAGUCCAUAUAGGUAUAUUUUAUUUAUAUUAUAUUAAAUGUUAUUUAUAUUAAAUUGAGCAGGCAAUGAUAUACUUGUAGACUCCUACCAUAGUUAAAUGAUAAAUAAGUCCAUAUGUCUGUUUAAAGUAUUUACCUUUUAGUUUUAAUCCUUUUGCAUGUCUGUAUCUUUAAUAUCACCCUGGAUAUAAUUGUUUUGUGUUCCAGUAUAUUUUGAAUACUCUAAUCAGUUAAAUAAUAUGUAUUCUGUUGAUAUGAAUAUAGUUAAAAGUAUUAUUACUUUUGGAACACCCUAUAGCGCUAGAUUCCUAAAUGAGUCUACAGAUCCUACUACUAACAGAGGUAGUUAGUAUUAAUUUUGAUUUUUAUAUUUU